Monodelphis domestica (gray short-tailed opossum) is the source of this 3865-nucleotide messenger RNA. NCBI's taxonomy places the organism in Eukaryota, Metazoa, Chordata, Mammalia, Didelphimorphia, Didelphidae. The record is from RefSeq and is a predicted model, not a curated record.
ACUUAAAAAAAAAAAACAAGCUUCUCUAGAAUUAGAACUAGAUUACUUUCAUAUUUGUAUCCCCAGUGCUUGGUUCAGUGCCUCACAAAUAGAGUCUUAGUCAUUCAUGUGUUUAUUCAUUCUUAUAAAAUUGAAUGUGUUGCUUGUAUUUCCUGUCUUGUGGUCUAGUUUUGCCAUCUGACUACAAGUCAUCUUCCAUCUUCCAUCACAGUAGAAGGUCUCUGAGGGUAGAGAAAUGUUUUCCCUCAUCCUAUGUGGUUUCCUGAGAUGCUUCCAUUAGCCUCAGGGAUCACCAAAGGGGAAGUGAAACACCAAGUGUAUCUCUUUCUCCCAAUAUGGAGGCCAUCUUCCUUUGUCAUAUCAGAAGCUCUUUGUGCUUAGGGUCCCUCAGAAUGUUUUCCAAAUCCCUUUUCAGGGUUGUUCAUAACUCAGUGGGUUUAGAGGGAGGGCUAGUGAUUGUGAUUAGGGGAAGGAGGAUGUGGGUGUUGAGGCUUGGGGCGCUGAGAGAGGUCCUUCCAAAUUAAGCCAAGCCCCUCCCAGGAUACUGUCUCUAGGGCUGGGACUAUAACAGGCUAAAACGGAAGGAGAUUUAUGCCUGAGAACUCGGCUAGACCAGCUGUUGGCUGAGGGUGCAACUCCAGAGGUCCAGGACCAUGGAACCUGUGGCCCUCCAGGAUUAUAUCUGUUCCCUGGACCCAGCCUCCCUCCCCCGAAUUGUGAAGAUAUGCUCCGGAGUAUAUUUUCAGAGUUCCAUCUAUGAAAUCUCUGGGAAUGAGUGCUGUUUUUCCACUGGAGACCUCAUAAAAAUCAUCCGAAUUAAUCUCAAGAAGGUGAUCUGUGAAAACACUAAAACAGGCCAUAUCACUGAGAUCCCUCCUGACUUUCCAGGCUACUUCAGCUCGACCAUCGACCCUCAGCUCCAUGGUUCCCUGGACGAGUUGUUGUCUGCUGCCACCAGAGGGUCGGGGGCGCUGCCCAUCUGCUUCAGCUCCAUGCAUGACCUCAAAAUAAAGGGCCGAGUCGUGCCCAGAGACCAGCCCCUCAUGCUGAUAGCGGAGGAGAUGUACCAGGGUAUCCGCCAUGCCUGCUGCAUGAUGCACUCAGGAACCCACAAGUUGACCAUCUACCUCCCUCUGUCUCUGCAUGGGACUUUUUACAGCUGGGGACCUGUCUUCCCGCAGACGUUGCUUCAGGCCCUGCAGGACCCCGUCCUCCUGGACCAACCCCUCAUCUGCCCCAAUCUCCACUGGCACUCCUAUGUCCUCCAGCCCCAGUAUGAGAUUGAAGCCAUCAUGAACCUACGCAGAAGCAUAGUGAAGAUCCCCUCUACCCUGGAGGUGGAUGUGAAGGACAUCACGGCUUCCUCAGAACAUCAUCAACAUUUCAUCACACCGCUGCUGCUAAGUGAAGUCUUGGCCCAGGGGGGGCCCUUCCCAAUGCAGGCAGAGAUCCUAGAGGUUCCCGAUGGACCCCCUAUUUUUUAUAGGCCCCUGAAGAAGGGUCAGGAGCUCACAAUUCAUGGUCCAGCCUCCCCAUCAUGGCGGAUACUCGCCUCCAGUAAGAGUCGGAAGGCCCCUCGACACUUCUUCAUCUCAGGAGCCUACCAGGGAAAACUGAAGUGUCGACCCAGGGAAUUUCACACAGCUUUUGACCUCCUGACUGCUUUGCAGCCUGGCUUUCCCCUUCAUGUAGUGGCCACACAAGACUGGGAGGGUGAGGAGGGCGACUCUGCCUCCCCUUCCCUUUUCAGAGGUGACCGACUAGAGGUGUUGGGGAGGGAUAGGGGCCCUGAUGGGGAGGUUCUGGUCUGUAAUAGGCUUAGUGAAUUGUCUGAGGUGGAGGAAGAUGAAGAGGAAGAACAAAGAGAGGAAAAGGAACAGCUUCUGUUGCCUCUCUACUUCUCUUGUGACUUUGUGGAGGAGAAGAACGAUGGGAGGCGCUACAGACUGGACAGCCUCUUAACCCACGUCCCCCUGCCCUGUGAGGUCAAGGUCUUGAGCAAGGACCCCUCCCUCUCAGAGGACCCACUGUCCUCCUUCCCUGGACUACAGCUGGAGGAGAAGAUCACAGAGCCCUUCCUGGUCAUCAGCCUAGCCACUGACCCCAGAAUGUGCUUUGAGAUCCCCCCCAGAUGGCUAGACUUGACUGUGGUGGAGGCCAACAAGCCACCUAAGGCGCAAGAAGGACCACUGUCAGUCUCCACUGUGGAGGAACUGACAGAUGCCUUCUAUUACAAACUUCGGACCUUGCAAACCUGCAGUGGCCAGGCCCCUCCACCCAGACCCCCCAAAACCAAGCAGAAGUGCAGCAGCUUGGCCAAGCCUAACCAGCCCCCAAAGCCAGAAAAAAGGGCUUCAGUGCAGCAGCCUGAACGCCCCUCCAAAAACACCUCGGCCUUAUCCUUGCCACUGCCCUCUGGGAACUGCUCAGCCCUGUAUAGCACAAAGCUCAGACCUUGCCAAGUUCAGAAGCCCCUCAAGAAGACCCCAGGUACAGAGCAGAGCAAAUUUGAAAGUGAUUCUGACCAUGACUACGAGAAUCCUAAUGAGGAACUCGAGCAAACCACCAAGAAGAGGGAGGCCAGCCUUCCCCACAGUGACCAUGACUAUGAGAGUCCCGAUGAGCAACCCAAGCGGACCUUCAAGAAGAUGGAGAAGAGAAGAGAAGAUCCCCUACAGAGACCAUGACUAUGAGAAGCUGCAAUGACUUGUAGUUUAAGAAAACCAUUCAGGUGAUGGAAGAGAGUAUCCUUCCCUACAAAGGCCAAGACAGGAAAGCUUCCCACCAAAGAUGACACCUCAGGGGCAGCUGGGUGGCUCAGUGGAUUGAGAGCCAGGCCUAGAGAUGGGAGGUCCUGGGUUCAAAUCUGGCCUCAGAUACUUCCCAGCUGUGUGACCCUGGGCAAGUCACUUGACCCUCAUUGCCUAGCCCUUACCACUCUUCGGAAGGUAAAGGUUCAAAAAAAAAAAAGAUGACAACUCUACGGGCUUCCCUUUCUUCCAGAUGUCCGGCUCAGAACCCAUAUAGACAGCUCCCGACUCAGAGAUCCAGCUGCUUCUGUCCUCUGGUCCUCUUCAUACUCUACCACACUUCUGCGCUCUGGGCUUCCGGUGGAUGAAUGCUCGCUCUCUUCAGUCCAGCCCAGAACCGCACGGCUGUUGCUCUCUUGGCAUCUUCAUGCCAUGCUACCCCUGGUGUACCCCACAUCCCUGCCAAGCCUUAUUCUGGGAACAGUCACUGAAUCAUCACUAUAGCCCUGGAAAAGGUGUGUUCAUCAAUGGCCCUCUGACUUCACCCCCCAAGCCCAGCACUCCCAGAGGUGAAUUGUCUUCCAGAGUAACAACCACAUUGUAAAUACAAAGAACUUUGAAGAACUCUUGAGCGAGGAAAUGGCCAACCACUAGGCCAAAGGACUCCGGAUGGAGUGCUGCCCGCCUCCUGAGGGGGAAGGGAGGUGAGCCGCUGGGGUUCAUGCAGAAUAAGAGAAUUAUGUUGGACAUUGCCAGUAAGGGAUUUUGUUUUGCUUCACUGUUCAUAUUAAUUUUGUUUUAAACCCUUACUUUCUGUCUUAGCCACAACUCUCAGGCACAGGGGAAAGGACUCAGCAAAUGAGGUUAAGUGACUUGCUCAAGCUCACACCACUAGAAAGUGUCUAAGUCCAGAUUUGUUCCCAGGUCUUCCUGACUCCAGGCCUGGUGCUCUAUCCACUGUGCCACCUAGUUGCCCUAGGCCGUCCAUAUUUGUUACAAGGGUUUGCUUUCCCUUUUUCUUCUCCAAUGGGGAAAGGGGGAGGAAAAGAAUAGAUUUUUAAGUGAAAAAAAUUUUUUAAAUAAAAAAAAAUUGAAUGUAAACUGCUUGAAGCCAG